UCGGUCUUGUUUCCGUUCAUACUGACCGACGCUCACGUGGCAGCAAAUUGUUUAAUGUUAUCGAUUGCCGAUUAUGAAACCAGUACUCCAGUAAUUUCCUUUUGUUUAUACGAGUUGGCCAUUAACGCAGAUAUUCAGAACAAAGCGAGAGAUGAGGUGACCGAAGUCUUGGCCAAGUACAAUGAAGAUUUUUGCUACGAUGCCGUCAAGGAUAUGACUUACCUCGAAAAGUGUGUUAAAGAAACAUUGCGUAAAUAUGCUCCAGCAAGUGUACAUCCUAGAGAGUGCACUAAGCCCUACACAGAUCCGCACACUGGAAUCGAAAUAGAUCAAGGAACCCUAACGUUUAUACCUGUUCACGGACUUCACAUGGAUCCAAACAUAUUUCCAAAUCCAGAGCGCUUCGAUCCCGAAAGAUUUUCAAAUGAUGCAAUUUCCAGUCGCCAUCCCUGCUCAUGGAUACCUUUCGGUUUUGGUCCCCGAAUGUGCCUAGGAAUGAAGCCUGGGAUUGCAAAGGUUAAAGUAUGCCUGGCGAAGUUACUGCAGCAUUUUGAAUUUUCGACUUCUCACCUAACAGAAAUUCCAUUAGUUAUUAAACCAAGAGCAUUUAUAACAAAAAGCGCAAAUGGAGUAUGGCUCAAUAUGAAAAAAAUUAAUUGAGCUUUCCGAUAAAAGAAAAAUCAGUUAGUGUUCAUAUGUUAAAUAUUAUUACAA
Messenger RNA from Photinus pyralis (common eastern firefly), 714 nucleotides. RefSeq names its product probable cytochrome P450 6a14. The coding region runs from base 55 to 660 and encodes 201 amino acids. Gene Ontology annotation, molecular function: heme binding; iron ion binding; oxidoreductase activity, acting on paired donors, with incorporation or reduction of molecular oxygen. The transcript is spliced from 4 exons. The record is from RefSeq and is a predicted model, not a curated record. NCBI's taxonomy places the organism in Eukaryota, Metazoa, Arthropoda, Insecta, Coleoptera, Lampyridae.